GUCGCCUUGUCUUGGCUGAAGUAUACACCAGCAUUUUCCCUUUUAGAACAGCAGCAAGAGUCUUCUUGUCAUGGUGCGGUCCCUGCCGCUGCGCAGCGGCUUCUUCAAGGCUCCAGAGCUGUCGGACGCCGACCAGGCCGAGCUGUUGGCCUGGGGCCGCUCGCUCGUGCCCGACCUGGUGCGUCAGCCUGACGUGGAGUGGACAAUGAUCAACGAGCGCAAGGGCGUCCAGCUGUGUGAAGACCGGCAGAAGGGCGGACUCACGUACUCUAUCCGCGCUGUAGGCCCCGUACGCGCGUCAUUGGACGACGUCAUGGAUAUCUUUCUGGCGCAGAACACGGUGGACUACCGCUCGCUCAUGCAAUUGCAGCUUCGCGAGUAUUUUGCCGAUGCUGCUGUCCUCUUCCACAAGGAACAGAAUGAGUCGGAGGCGCUGAGCAUCAAGUGGACGGCUGCGCGCACGAAGAAGAGUGUGGCCAGUCUCGGCGGACAUGUGGGCGUCGACUUUUGCUUCCUCGAAUACGCUGGCGUCAUCUCCUCGAACCUCGUGGACGGUAACAGCAGUACACUGAAAGGCUCUUCGUCCUCUACCAAGGGCACACCUGUGGGCGUCUGUCUCUACGAGUCAAUCGACCAGGCUGAGUGUCCAUCACUCUAUGACUCGCACAAACUCGAGCGCGCUAGUGUGUCCAAGUGCGGCUUCAUCUUCCGUCCCCACGUGGACGACGGCGUGGUCGAAGCCACGUUCGUCUGCAGCAUCCGACAGCCGCCAGGAGCACGCAGUAAACGUCGCUGGAACCGCGCUCUCUUGGCGCAUUGGGCUGAAUGUGUAGGUGGCAUCGAAGAAGCCAUCAGUCGACGACGUAUCUCCAAGGAACUGACCAAACGUCGAGUGCCCACGUGGGUGAACGACAAGGACCGCGCGUGCUGCCACUUGUGUCUGAAGACGUUCACAAAUACGCGACGUAAACACCACUGUCGCGCAUGUGGAGAGAUCAUCUGUAGGGCGUGUUCGGUCUACAAGAGUGUGGACUUACAGUCUGUGGGAUUAACCACACUACGCGUAUGCAAAGCCUGCAUGGAUGGAACGUCCACUACUGCCGCCGAUCGCGAGAAGGAGGAGGCCAAUCUCAAGGCUGCAGCGGCUGUGGCUGCUGCAGCAAGUGGGGUCACAGCUGACGGUGUUGCAUUGCCUGAAGGUGUGGACAACGCUAUUUUGCGAGACGCAGUGGAAGAGUACGCCUUGGCGCUCCCCGGUGCUCAGGUAUCUACUGUCCCUGACCUCGUUGGAAUUGCCUGGCUACAGCAAUUAGCAGCUAGAGACCAGGAGAGCAAGGCCAUGGUCAAUGCCCUGAUGGAACGACUACGUAUAGAUUCUCAGCAGAAGGACGUGGGAACCACUGAAGAGCAGGUGGACAUCUACGAUACACUUUGUGAUCUGGCAGCUCAGACACUGGCCUGCAAAUACGCGGUUGUCAGUCUGGUGGACGAGAACCGUCAGUGGUUCAAGAGUGCUGUGAACGUCAAGGAGUCCGAAGUGCCGCGCGACUUCAGCUUCUGCGAGUAUCCGGUACGGGACCAGCGACCACUUGUGGUCAUGGAUACAUUACGCGACCCACGCUUCAGAACGAAUCCGUUCGUGACUGGCCCAUUAGGUGUGCGCUUCUUGGCCGGCGCACCGCUGUUCACAGUGGACAAUGAGUGUGUUGGUGCAGUGUGCGUGCUGGAUACGGCACCUCGAGAGUCUCUGCAAGAGUCGCAGAUCGCUACUAUGCAGAACUUGGCACACUUGGCCAUGGUUAUGGUGCAGGAGCGAAGAGAAGCACAGAAUAAAGUUGCACGCGCUAUGGCAGCAUCCUCUCAAAUUGUACCAGCGCGUCAGAAUGGCGGACAACUCACUAACAACGCCGGUUCCUCUGAUCUCGUGCCGCUGAGCAGCUACUCUGAGACGUCUAUGGUUGUACAAGGUCGCGAGAGACCCAAGGAGGACCCUGUGCUUAAGGAACAAAUGAUUCAACUACUGCACAAGGCUUCACAGGUUCGUGACCAAGUGAACCAGCAGACACACAAGCAACAGGCAGGACUCCAAAGUUCAGCUGAAUAGACCAGCCCUCAACGCAUAAUCGUCGGGAACGUCAUCACACAUUUACGCUCCGCUUCAUUUUCUUGUGAGGAUGGCGUGACGUACACUUAGCAAUACAUGGGGCCAGGAUCGGCACAAGCUCUACAACGCGUUUAUCGAAGAACAUCACGGCGAAGAUCCAGAAUUUUGAGCACUGGAAGCGCCUGCAAGUUGGCGAUAGCAGCACAAUGCAUAAAGUGAGGAGAGCGAUUGUGGCGUGGAGCACGGUUGUAAACGUCAGUGGGUGGAGUGAUGCUGACGGAAAUGGAGCGUGUUAGAGUGAAAAUGUUUUUAUAUUGUCAAAUUUUGCUAGAGUUCAUUAUCUUCGCGUUGGAUGCCUAGUCUUGCAGUUCAGCUGGUUUAAAAGAGUCAGCCUUGCGUCGGUAUUCUUUCUGUGUGCUAGCGCUCUACAGCAGCUACUCGUGUACCAUCACGCGGCGGUAUUGCUGUUGAGACAGAAGAGAUUGACGAUAUCGAAGCUGAGUGCGCAGGCUCAAAUACGAGCGGAGGUGAGCCACCGGAAGAAUCAACCGUGUAGUCGAGAUCGCUAUUGUUGACUGCGGGUCGAUCGUCGCAGCGUUCGCGGACUCGACAGACGACUGCUGGACGUUCCGGUAAUGUAUCAGAGAUCUCUGAUGCCAUGUUUUCGUGUAUAGUCCACCUCUGGUUGUGCUAGCUCCGAACUUGACAUUUCACAAGAGCCUCGUCUCCUCAAUGGGGAGUGUUCUCUAAUAAUAUUGGACUACAUAGAAGACGGUGUUGCAGCAUCAUUUGUGGACGUCCUGCUCUCUCUACUUGCGGUUAGCUCGGCAACACUCGUAGGUGAAGGCAGUGGAGCAACAGGUGAAGCUCCGGAUCUGGUUGAAGAGCUGGAAGCUGGUCUUCGUUGCUGGUGAGCCUGCUGCUGGACACGUCGAACCUGCACCAUCCACUGCUGACAUUGAGCAGCCGACGGUGCCAUGAGCUCUUCUUUCAAGACGUCUCCGCUCAUAGUAGCCACUGGUGGGUAGUACUCGAGGUCGCAUCGUGCUUUAUUCUUCUUGGGCACGACAUUGAGAAGCUGCGUGGCCAAGUCGAUAGUGAUGAUCUCAGUGUCACUAUCGCUUUCAUCCUGGCUUUCUUCACCUCGUGGUGGGGACUGCAGUUCAAGUAAGAGCUUUCCGUCUCGUGCCACGAUUGUGCAACUGCAUGGUGUUCACUCGAACAAAUGGGGAAAAUAUUUUUUAUGACAGCAAAGUUUUUUAUUUACUAAAGGGGCUCAUUAUACAGUG
This is a messenger RNA of Phytophthora nicotianae INRA-310, 3393 nucleotides long. RefSeq lists its product as hypothetical. Bases 71 to 2104 code for a protein of 677 amino acids. Gene Ontology annotation, molecular function: protein binding; metal ion binding. The record is from RefSeq and is a predicted model, not a curated record. Lineage: Eukaryota; Oomycota; Peronosporomycetes; Peronosporales; Peronosporaceae. The transcript has a single exon.